This is a messenger RNA of Halichondria panicea, 1319 nucleotides long. Its product is annotated as scavenger receptor cysteine-rich domain superfamily protein-like. Bases 166 to 1182 code for a protein of 338 amino acids. The record is from RefSeq and is a predicted model, not a curated record. Gene Ontology annotation, cellular component: membrane. The transcript has 7 exons. Lineage: Eukaryota; Metazoa; Porifera; Demospongiae; Suberitida; Halichondriidae.
AGGUUUAACAACAUCCUGUACUGACUACAAGAUUGGCCAAAUCUAAAGUUUGGAAGUUUAUAAUAGCCAUGCAUAGCCAUGUAAUGUGCAAAAUGCAAGCCACAAGCUUAUUUUUGUUGGUUGCUACUACUGCUAUUGCCACAGCUCAGUCAUCAGAGUGUUUCAAUGGACAACUUCGUGAAUCUAAUACAACAUCACGUUUACUUGAGUACUGUUAUGAUGGAGAAUGGAGAUGGAUCUGUUUCAAAGGUAGUCAGGGGGAUACUGAUAUGUCAGUGGCUGCUUGUACAGAACUGGGCUACAGUGAUUCUGAUAACUGCAAUAAGAUUAGUGUGUACAGUAAAUCCUCCAAAAGUGUUCAUUCUGAGUGACUGCAAAGAACCAGGACUAACCAAUUGCACAGUGACACCUAGUAACAAUUGUGCUACCCCAUGCUUUGUUGGGAGUUUACAAACGUGCAACACAGUCAACUGUGCUCUUGGAGAGAUAAGACUGGUGGGUGGAUCUACUGACAGAGAGGGACGAGUGGAGGUGUGUGUGGGUGGUAGGCGAUGGAGAACAGUUUGCACUGGCAGUCAAGAACUGGCAGGAGCUGUUUGUUCACAAAUAGGAUACAUCUUUGAAGGAAGCAUUGUGGCAGUAAGUAACACAUUUCCUCCUGGAGCAUUUCCAGAGUAUAGCCUCGAGUGCACACAACUAAGCAAUGGAUCAUGGCACUGUAGUCCAGUUGAACAACAAUGUGACAGAUUUGUGGAGCUUGGAGUUGUUUGUAUAAACUAUGAGGAGUAUUAUGAACGUUCAAGGAACAGCACACUAUCUACACACUUUCCUACUAGUUCAGAAGAAACGUAUUCUACUCCUUGGGAAACAACUACUAACAAUGGCAGCUCAACUUCACUGCUAGCAGUAAUUGCUGUUUUUGUUGUCCUACAAGCGGCUACAAUGAUUGCACUAAUCAGCACAUGUAUUGUCUUUAAGAGGAAACUCAAACAAAAGGUGACCAUGGCUACACAACAAGCUGACCUAUCCUAUGCAGUGGUUGGAGGUACACAAACUGAAAUGAAAAUCGAUCCCAACAUAGCUGCUAACCCAGCGUACGAGGCAGUCAAGUGUGACCAGGAGGACCAUACCUACGAUGUCGUCAGUGAGGGGGCGGCUUCAAGACAGAGGAGAGGCAAUUGACAUUAACUUUAAAUAAUUGUUUUAGAAGGUUGUAUAGCUCCUUAUAUUUACUAGCCAAGAGUAUUAGAAACUAGAAGGCUCAUUGUGACGACACGUAUAUAGAGGAGAGAAUCUUACAUGUGUAAUAGUGAACAUCA